AUGAAACGCGAUGAGUCGGUAAAGAGCAUCUCACAGUAUAGAGCGACCAGGAGCGAGCAGCCGUCCUCGGUCGCGUUAGGCUGGCGGCAGAACUCGCUCACUAUAAGCGCGUUCGCUCAGCAUUCCGCUUACUUAGCUGAAAAAGCGCGCAACAAAGAAGUUGAAGAACAAAAAGGUCAAUCUCCACCAGUUUCGUGGUUUCAUCUAUUUAGAUACGCAACACCAUGCGAACUGUUCCUGUUAAUCGCGGGCGUGGUCCUGGCGACCCUGAACGGACUCUUUGUGCCUAUUGGUGUGAUCAUCUACGGCGAGUUCACAGCUCUCCUCAUAGACCGUACUGUGAUGAUCGGUACCUCGAGCCCAACCAUCACCAUGUCGAUGUUCGGCGGCGGUAGAAUACUAACAAACGCAACCGCUGAAGAGAACCGCCAAGCAUUAAUCGAGGAUUCGCAAGCCUUUGGCAUCGGGUGCACGGUGUUCUCGGUGUUACAGUUCAUAUGCGGAGCAAUCAGUGUGGAUCUCUUCAACUAUGCAGCGCUAAGACAAAUUGACAGAGUCAAAGAGAAGUUUCUGCAAGCAGUACUCCGUCAGGACAUCACGUGGUACGACCUUAACACGACCAUGAACUUCGCAACUAAGGUGUCUGAUGAUGUGGAAAAGUAUCGCGAAGGUAUCGGUGAGAAGGUGGCGAUGUUUGUGUACCUUGUGAUGUCGUUCGUCACCGCCGUGCUUAUCUCACUGGCGUACGGCUGGGAGCUCACUCUAGUCAUCCUCUCCUGCGCACCCGUCAUUAUAGCCACUACUGCUGUCGUGGCUAAAGUCCAAUCGUCACUGACCACUCAAGAGUUAAAAGCCUACAGUAUCGCAGGCGUGGUGGCUGAAGAAGUUUUGUCGGCUAUUAGAACAGUCGUCGCUUUUGGAGGUGAAGAAAAGGAAAUAGAAAGAUAUUCAGUUCGUCUGGAGCCAGCGAAGAAAACUGGCACAAGAAAAGGAAUCUAUUCAGGCAUAGGAAGUGGGCUCAUGUGGCUGAUUAUAUACAUGACGUACGCUCUUGCAUUCUGGUAUGGUGUCGGACUGAUCCUCGAAAGCAGACAGGAAGUUGUUCCCGUAUAUACGGCGGCAGGAGUGAUGAUUAUUUUCUUCAGUGUACUCCAAGGAGCUCAGAACGUCGGUCUAACUUCACCUCAUAUAGAAGCUAUGGCAAACGCGAGAGCUUCUGCUGCCUCCAUAUUUAAUGUCAUAGAUAGGAAGCCUGUUAUUGAUAGCCUGUCAGUAGAGGGAAGCAAACCUGAACUAGACGGAGAGCUAGAGCUGAAGGACGUAUACUUCAGAUAUCCUGCUAGGCCUGAUGUUCAGGUGCUGAACGGGCUGUCGCUGAAGAUCAACCGCAACGAGACAGUGGCGCUGGUGGGCGCGAGCGGGUGCGGCAAGUCGACGGUGCUGCAGCUGCUGCAGCGCAUGUACGACCCGGAGGCGGGCGCCGCGCUCGCGUCCGGACACGACCUGCGCGCGCUCAACGUGCGCCACCUGCGCUCGCACAUCGCCGUCGUCGGCCAGGAGCCCGUGCUCUUCGCCGGCUCCAUCAAGGACAACAUACGGUUGAGUAAUCCUGCGUGUACUGAUGAAGAAAUUAUCGUCGCAGCUAAACAGGCGUACUGCCAUCACUUCAUUAAGAAUUUACCUGACGGCUACGACACCAUGAUAGGGGAGCGCGGUGCGCAGCUGUCGGGCGGGCAGAAGCAGCGCAUCGCGAUCGCGCGCGCGCUGGUGCGGCGGCCCAAGAUCCUGCUGCUGGACGAGGCCACGUCGGCGCUCGACUCGCACAGCGAGGCCAAGGUGCAGCGCGCGCUCGACGCCGCCGCGCACGGACGCACCACCGUCAUGGUCAGCCACAGGUUGGCAACGGUGCUGAACGCCAACAGGAUUGUGUUUAUCGAAAAAGGCGAAGUCGUGGAACAAGGCACUCACGAAGAGUUAAUGACACAAAGAGGCCGAUACUACCAGCUUGUAUUAGAAAACGAACCCAGCAUAGCGCCCAGCGGAUCUAAUCCGGACGUACAGAAACAGGCAAGAAUAAACAAACCAAAACUACAAAAGUUGGCUUCAAUCGAUUCAAUAAGAAGCACCACUGACUCCGAUGACUCUAGCUCCGAAGACAGUGUGGUACUGGAAGAAAGUAAGGAGGAAGAAUUUAAGCCGACCACGUGGCAGAUACUGAAGCUGUGCGAACCGGAGAAGUGGCUGAUGGUCGGUGGUGUGAUCGCCGCUAUCGCCGUAGGCUCAUCCUUCCCGUGCUUUGCAAUACUGUUUGGUGAAACUUAUGGUUUGUUAGAAAAUCUGGAUGAGGACUUCGUACGCGGCGGAACCAAUAUCAUCGCCGUGCUGUUUCUAGUGGUGGGCGUGUACACGGGCAUCGGAAUUUUCUUUCAAAUUUUCAUCUUCAAUUUGACCGGCGUCCGACUGACUGCGCGACUAAGGGUAGGUGCAUUCCGAUCCAUGUUGAAACAAGAGAUUGGUUGGUUCGAUGAUCCAGUGAAUGGUAUUGGUGCCCUCUGCUCAAGACUGGCUGCGGAUGCUGCCGCUGUGCAAGGGGCAACGGGAACCCGCAUUGGCGCCCUCAUGCAAGCCUCUGCAACCAUUAUUAUCGGCAUCAUACUGUCGCUGUACUACACCUGGCAGAUGACGCUAGUCUCGCUCGUUUCCGUCCCAAUGGUCAUAGCGGCUGUCGUGCUGGAGGGUCGGGUCCUGUCGGCAGGCAUCACCACUGUCAGGGAAGCCUCCAAUAAGGCGAACACAAUUGCUACGGAAGCUAUAACCAAUAUUAGGACUGUGUCUGCCUUCUGCGGCGAGGAGGGCGUGCUGAGCCGGUACCGCGCGGCGGGCAUGCGCGCGCGCGCCACGGCGCGGCGCAGCAUGCGCUGGCGCGGCUGCGUCUUCUCCUUCGGCCAGACGGCGCCCGUCGCCGGCUACGCGCUCGCGCUCUGGUACGGCGGCGUGCUCGUCGCCAACAACGAGGUGCACUACAAGUCCGUCAUCAAAGUAUCGGAGGCGCUGAUCUUCGGCGCGUGGAUGAUGGGGCAGGCGCUGGCGUUUGCACCGAACUUCGGCGCGGCGAUGCUUGCGGCCGGACGCGUCAUGACGCUGCUGGCGCGCACCCCGCGCGUCACCAGCCCGCCCGCGCCCACGCUGCCCGACACCUACGUCGCAAGUGGGAAGAUCCAGUACAAGAGCGUGAAGUUCCGCUACCCGACGCGGCGCGAGGUGGAGGUGCUGCGCGGGCUGUCGCUGGUGAUCCCGAGCGGCAAGCGCGUGGCGCUCGUGGGCCCGAGCGGCUGCGGCAAGUCCACGCUCAUACAGCUGCUGCAGCGCCUCUACGACCCGGACGACGGCUACGUGUAUCUAGACGACCACAGUAUAACAGGCGAAAUGAGUCUUUCAACACUUCGAAAGAACCUCGGUAUCGUCUCCCAAGAGCCCGUCCUGUUCGACCGCACGAUAGCGGAGAACAUUGCAUAUGGAGACAACACAAGAGACGUUCCUAUGGAAGAAAUAAUCAUGGCGGCUAAGGCGGCCAACGUGCACACAUUUAUUGCUGCUUUACCUACUGGCUACGAGACGCGUAUCGGCGCGCGAGCUUCGCAGCUGUCGGGCGGACAGAAGCAGAGGAUCGCCAUCGCGCGCGCUCUCGUCAGGAACCCGCGCGUCUUGUUGCUCGACGAAGCCACCUCGGCUCUCGACACGCACAGCGAAAAGGUCGUGCAAGAAGCUCUAGACCGCGCUAGUGAAGGCCGCACUUGCCUUAUAAUAGCGCACCGCCUAGCUACCAUACAGAACGCGGACAUUAUCUGCGUCAUCGAUAAAGGCGUGAUCGCCGAAAUGGGCACUCACACGGAACUCAUCGCGAGGAAGGGGAUCUACGCGCGACUGUAUGAGUUGCAAUGCGGCUUCGUUGAGGAGUCCGAGGAGGACAUCGAUAGCGGUGCUGCUUAA
This is a messenger RNA of Parnassius mnemosyne (clouded apollo), 3990 nucleotides long. The record is from the annotation of a GenBank genome assembly. NCBI's taxonomy places the organism in Eukaryota, Metazoa, Arthropoda, Insecta, Lepidoptera, Papilionidae.